Molecule: messenger RNA, 3330 nt
Organism: Prorocentrum cordatum
Lineage: Eukaryota; Dinophyceae; Prorocentrales; Prorocentraceae
Source: the annotation of a GenBank genome assembly
AUGUCCACCGCGGUGGGCCGCGCCGCAGCGGAGCUGGGCUUCGCCCCCGUGCGGGUGACGUGCGAGGUCAACCGCCCCGAGCUGGUGCACUGCGCCGUGCGGCCGCAGUACGACCCCCCGCCCCGGCGGGGCGGCUGCCUGGCGGCGGGCGGGGAAGCGGACUCCUCGGGGGUACCAGCUGGACGAGUACCAGCAGAUCGCACGGGACGCGCUGCUGCGGAGAGCGAGAGCGUGGUCGUCUCCGCGCCGACCUCGUCUGGAAAGACCACCGUGGCGAUCUCGGCGCUGGAGGCCGCGCUCCGGGACCCAGAGGCGCGCGCCGUGUUCUGCGCGCCGAUCAAGGCCCUCAGCAACCAGAUGUUCUCGGAGUUCCACCGCCGGUUUCCAGGCAAGGUGGGCCUGAUGACCGGUGACCACAGCAUCUCACCGUCCAGCCCCAUCCUGGUCGCCACGACAGAGAUCGUCAGGUGCCUGUUGCACGUGGACGCAGAGUUCUCCACCAGGCUGCGGACGAUCAUCUUCGACGAGGUGCACUACCUCAGCGACUCCGAGAGGGGCCCCGCGUGGGAGGAGAGCAUUGUCCUGCUAGCACCGGGUGUGUCCAUCGUCUGCCUGUCGGCCACCAUUCGAAGAAGAGAGCGUCCAGGUCAAGGGCAGGCCCGUGCACACGGUCCAGAAGCGCGGGCGGCCAGUCCCUCUGCGGCACUUCGCCUUCCCGAUCGGCGCCGACCCCGACGACGAGCAGCAGCUCCUCGAGGUCCGCGACGCCGCCGGCAAGGUGGACCGCGCCGCCAUCGACGCGGCGGCCUCGGCCGUGCGGGCGUGGCACAAGCGGUUCCGGGAGGGCGGUCGGCGGGCUGCACAGGCCGCCGAGCGGGGCGAGCCCGAGCGCGCGCGCAAGCCAGGCGACUCUCUGGCGCCGAGCCCGGCGCAGGCGCUGGACGAAGAGCGCCCGCGGUCCCUGCGCAGGCUCCUCGCGGCCCUCGUCAAGCAGAAGAGGACGGGCCCAGUCAUCGUGUUCUGCUUCCGGAAGAAGGACUGCGACAGCCUCGCCCAGCCGCUCCUGUCCUCGGGCGUGCUGGCGAAGCUGGCAGGCGAGAGCGCGCCAAGUCGCGCCCCGAUCGUUCGCAAGCAGAUCAAGGACCAGCUGCGCUGGAUUCCCGAGGAAGACAGGCUGCACUGCGAGCAACUCAGGUGGUUCACGGAGGAUCGGAGGACGAAUUGCUUCCCAGUGGCAUUGGUGUCCACCACGGCGGUGUCGUGCCGUUCGCGAGGGAGAUCACGGAGGUCCUGUUCAAGCAGGGUCUCCUGGACGUGCUCUUCUGCACGGAGACGUUCGGCAUGGGCUUGAACAUGCCGGCGAGAGUCGUCGUGUUCCAUUUCAGGCCCCGGCAGCCCCUCACGAAGUUUGACGGCCAAGGGCAGAGGUUCCUGACCCCGCUGGAGUACCAGCAGAUGAGCGGCCGAGCUGGGCGCAGGCAGUUGGACACGCACGGCACAUCCAUCGUGACCCUGGACGACACGUUCGACCCGAACGCCUUCGCGGCCAUGCUGGACCGGCCGAGUCCGCCUGUCUGCAGCCGGUACGAGAUGCAGGCCAGCUCGGCGCUGCGGCUCCUGAAGCACGGGCCGCAGCACAUGUGGUGGUUUGUCUCGCAGACGCUGCUGCAGUUCGAGGAGCGGGAGAGAGAGAGGCGGGACUGCGUGCUGCUCAAGCCGCUGGAGGCCCUGAAGUGCGCGAUGGCUGACCCGGCAAUCGGCCUGCUGGACUCUUCUGGGCACCCCACCCAACUCGGACUCGCAUGCUCGGCCUGCGAGAGCAGCGACGCUCUGCUCAUGGCGCGGCUGCUGAGCGCGGGCUGCCUGCAGAGUGCGGACCCCGUGGACCUGGCGGCCUACCUCACGGCGUUCGUGCUCGAGCGGGGGGGGCCCGAGGCCGGCGGGGCGGCGGAGGAGCGCGCCCGGGAGCACCCGGGGCUCUGGGCUCUGAAGCGGUGGUGCCAGGAGAGGAAGCGCUCGAGGUGGACGGCGCCAUCGGCCGGUCCGGCCUGGCGAGGAAGAAGGACCGAGGACGAUGGCACCGUGGCGCAGCGGUUGCAGGAGAGGGGCCAUUUAGCGGAGGCCUUCAAGGCCACUUGGCUCAACUUUGGGACCCUGGACGACACGGCCGUAGCCACCGGCCUCGACUCUGGGUCACUCGCACGCCUCGUGAGGCGCAUGGACGAGUGCGGCCGGCAACUGACCGUCGCGAUGCGGAUCUUGGGCGACAGCGCUGCCGCGAGUGGCCUGGAGGCCGUGCUCGGGGAGAGGCUGCGGCGCGGGCUGCCCUUCUGCGAGUCGCUCUAUUUCCCGGAGGAGCUGCGCGGCCGCUCGGACGAGGUGCUGGACGGCCUCAUGGCGGCAGAGCGGUCGGGCGACCCGUGGGCGUGCCCCCACGCGCCCGGCAGCCAGGUGCGCCUGGAUCCGAGGGAGGUCGGCUUCUCCCACAACACAAUCAAGCGCUGCUUCCAGGAGGGCGACCACGACCUCAGCGGCGUCCCGAUCCGCACCGCCGCCGCAGAGCUGCUGAGGGGCGAGAGGAGCGUGGAGGACUUCUGCCUCGACCUCAAGGUCGUGUCCUACAACGGCCUCUGGUUCACGCUGGGGAACCGCCGCCUGGCCACGUUGCGACUCCUGGCCAUGCUGCGGCAGCGGCUGGACGACCAGCGCCCCGCGGAGUUCCCCUUCACCGUGGCCUCGCGCGCAGAGGCCACCGAGUGGUGCUGGGAGUCCAAGUUCACGACCGGCACCUUCCGCGGCGCGCGCGUGAUCAUCCGAGAGACGGGGGAGGUCCUGGGUCAGGGGCUGCUCGACUCGCUGAUCAGCCUGGAUGAGGAGGACAGCGACUGGUACGCCGACCAGGAGAGGGCGAGGCGGGCAGCUUCUGGGAUCAGUACGACCGCCUCCCCCAGAGCGUGCGGGAGCCAGAGGAUCGGAGCCCGACGUGCUGGACGAACCCGCCGGCGGCCCCGCCGGCAGGGCCCCGCGCGCGCCACCCGAGUGCUUCGUGUGCGGGGAGCGCGGCCACAUGGCGAGGGAGUGCCCGCGCCGCGCGGGGGGCCAGCGGGCCCAGGGCGGCAAGGGCCGCUCCGGGGGAGGCACAGGCGCGGGCGGCCGGGGCCCCGCGGAAGACUGGCGCGGGCCCGCGCCGCCGGCUGCCGCUCCGGAGGCGCCGCCAGCGAUGUCGGAGGACAGCUUCCCGGCGCUCGGCGCGCCGGCAGGGGCCGGCAAGGGCAGGGGCAAGUCCGCCGCGGCCGUGCCCCCGGCGCCCGCGCUGGCCGCGGAGGAUGA